This is a messenger RNA of Hippocampus zosterae (dwarf seahorse), 2068 nucleotides long. It is a transcript of the gene prune2, whose product is annotated as prune homolog 2 with BCH domain. The transcript is spliced from 11 exons. Gene Ontology annotation, biological process: apoptotic process. Lineage: Eukaryota; Metazoa; Chordata; Actinopteri; Syngnathiformes; Syngnathidae. The coding region runs from base 59 to 1201 and encodes 380 amino acids. The record is from RefSeq and is a predicted model, not a curated record. Gene Ontology annotation, cellular component: cytoplasm.
CACAAACACAUCCUGCCUUUCCAGUUAGGCGCGCUGCCUUGGAGAGGGGGAUGGGGUGAUGGUGGGCUGUUCCCGGAGCAGGUGGUCGCCCUUAUUUGGGCACAGCCCCACUCACGUGACCAGAAAAUGGCGGAAGCCACUGGGCGCCUGCGAGCUCAGCAUCUCCCGAGGUGGAGGAAGAGGAGGAGGCUGGGAGCAGGAAGUAGGCAACGGGAGCUGCUUCUUCUUCCCGGCAGCGGUCCUCCUGGCAUCACAGAUCAAAAUGAACUCAGAGGGGAGUGACAGUCGACCUGUGCCGCCCACCUCGUUGCCCCUCCAAGGAGGCGGCACUCAGCGGAAGAAACUGUCGGCCCCCCGCAUCAGCCUCUCGCUGGACCAGAGCGAGGACGACUUGGGCGAGACACCUGACGACCUUGACAUCAACGUCGAUGACCUCGACACUCCGGAUGAGGGCGAUUACCUGGACUACACGGACCACGAGAUGGACUGGGACGAUCCCAAAGCGGAGAGCCGGGGUCGUAUGAGCGAGUCGUACGAACCCAUCCCGACGUACGGCGCCGAGGACGAGCGUCAGGAUAUCAAGCUGUGGCGGACGGUGGUCAUCGGCGAGCAAGAGCAUCGCAUCAACAUGAAGAUCAUCGAGCCCUACAUGCGAGUCAUCUCCCACGGAGGGUAUUACAGCAAUGGCGUGAAUGCCAUCAUCGUGUUUGCCGCUUGUUUCCUGCCAGACAGUGACCGAGACGACUACCACGACAUCAUGGAGAACCUUUUCCUCUACGUGAUUAGCACUUUGGAGCUGAUGGUGGCAGAGGACUACAUGAUCGUGUACCUCAACGGGGCCACGCCCCACAGAAGAAUGCCCGGCCUGGGUUGGCUGAAGAAGUGCUACCAGAUGAUUGACAGAAGGCUCAGGAAGAACUUGAAGUCGUUCAUCAUCCUGCACCCGUCGUGGUUUAUCAGGACCAUCCUGGCCAUCACGAAGCCAUUCAUCAGCACCAAAUUCAGCAGCAAGAUCAAGUACGUGAGCAGCUUGGACGAGCUGCAGGAGCUCAUCCCCAUGGACAGUGUCCACAUCCCAGAGUGCAUCAUUAGACUGGACCAAGAACUCAAAGAAGCCGGAGAGAAUUCCAAAGUGAAUAGUUUUCUGCUUGGAAACGAGCCAACACGCAGAGAAAACGAGGCAGGUUCCAGCGCUCCUUAAACUUGGAAAUCAACGUGUGUGUGUGUGUGUGUGUGUGUACUUCUUCUUAUGACAACACAACUUGAAUGAGUUGGACUGGUACACGUACCCAGCAGGCGGUCACCGGUGAGUGCGCGCGUGCGGGUGCGCGCAUGGAGUGAUGUCAUCCACUUGUGCACGAGACAGGAAGUGAAGCAAUAAUAAUGUCCCACUGCUCCCACAUAUCAGUAUUUCAGAGUAAGACGUGUGCUUUCAAAGUAAAAGGCUUCAGGUGUGCUUCACCACUGUCACAAGUGGACUUGAAUGCGUGAUGGUAGGCGCAUGCUGGAUACUUCAUUGGGUACACGGGACUUGCCUAAUAAUGACGUCAAUUUAUCAUAAAUAUCAGAGAUGUUUUAUCAUAAAAAAUGGUGCAGUAUAUUAAAAAAAACUUUUAACACAGAAUAUUAAAAAAAUAAAUAAAAAUACAUGAGAAAGUUUCCAAUAUUUUAUUUUAAAAAAUCCAUUGCUUUUUAUUUUUAAAAAUAUCAGAGCUGUUUGUACUGUUAGGGUUGUCUCAUUAAGCUACAGAUCUAAAAUAUUAGAAAUAAAAUAUUUGAAGCAAACUCCAUCCAUUUUUAAUAAAUAUCUGUUGUCCCCAAUGAAGUGUCCGUCCUCUUAGAGAUGAUUUUAGCUUCACAAAGUCAAUCAAUAAUGACAACGAGCACGUCCUAAUGACGAGUGGUCACGUAAAGACAAAUCAAAUCUUGAUGACGAAUAAGCACAACCUGUCUUAUGAUCGUGUGUGUGUGUUUGUGUGUGCGCGUGCCUUUUGUGCAUAGCCGUGCAUGUAGCCUUCGAGUCACACAAACGCACUUGUUGUUCAAUAAACCAUAGACUCGUGUCUGA